This is a messenger RNA of Acanthosepion pharaonis, 459 nucleotides long. Lineage: Eukaryota; Metazoa; Mollusca; Cephalopoda; Sepiida; Sepiidae. The record is from the annotation of a GenBank genome assembly.
AUGAAGCCACUUUUCUUUUUGUGCAUUUCUUUUUUUUUUUUACUUUUUUUACUUUGUUUUUCUUAUCUUUUAUUACUUUUCUUUUUUCUUUUCUUUCUUUUUUCUUCUCUUUUUUCUUUUUCUUUUCUUCUCUUUUUUCUUCUCGUUUUCUUUUUCUCUUCUAUUCUUUUCUUCUCUCUUUCUUCUUUCUUUUCUUUUCUUCUCUUUUUCUUUUCUUUUCUUCUCUUUUUUCUUCUCGUUUUCUUUUUCUUUUUCUUUUUCUCUUCUAUUCUUUUCUUUUUCUUUUUUCUUUUGUUCUCUUUUUCUUUCUUUUUUCUUCUCGUUUUCUUUUUCUCUUCUCUUCUUUUCUUCUCUUUUUCUUCUUUCUUUUAUUUUCUCCUCUUUUUCUUUUCUUUUCAUCUCUUUUUCUUUUUCUUCUUUCUUCUCUUCUUCUUUGUUUUUUACCCCCCUCCAUUUUAA